AUGCUAGGCCUCCUGGGAAGCACGACCCUCACGGGCUUGAUCACAGGCAUUGCCGUGGCUCUUCUGCUGUUGGUGCUGCUGCUGGCCACCUGCCUGUACCACGGACAGCGGGACCAUGACGUGGAGAGGAACCGCCCGGCCGCGAGGAGAAACCGAGUCCGGUGGGCCCAACCUUGGCUCCUCCCGGGCCGGGGCCACCCGGGACACGCUCACUGUUUCCGUCAUCCUGGCCACGUGUCUCACACGCACCACGUGGGCCUCCACCACCAUCGCCUCCACCGACACCUCUACCACCAAGCCCACCACCAAGCCCACCUCCAUGCCCACCGAGGCCACCACUGA
Puma concolor (puma) is the source of this 342-nucleotide messenger RNA. RefSeq names its product histidine rich carboxyl terminus 1 (gene HRCT1). The record is from RefSeq and is a predicted model, not a curated record. NCBI's taxonomy places the organism in Eukaryota, Metazoa, Chordata, Mammalia, Carnivora, Felidae.